GGGUGUUCCAGCAGAUGGUAAAAUUCGAGUGUCACUUCAUCAACGGUACGGAGCGGGUGAGAUACGUGCAGAGGGUCAUCUACAACCGGGAGCAGCUCCUGCACUUCGACAGCGAUGUGGGGGUCUAUGUGGGGGACACCCCGUAUGGGGAGAAGGUUGCCCAGUGUUGGAACAACGACCCGGAAGAGCUAGAGCUACGACGGGCUCGGGUGGACACGUUCUGCAGGCAAAACUACGAGGGGUCCACCCCGUUCCUGGUGAACCGCAGAGUUCCUCCCAGUCCAUCCUAUUCUCUCUCAGUGCCCCCCAAUCCAUCCCAGUCCAUCCCAGUCUCUCCCAGUGUCCCCCCGCGUCUCCACGCGUCGAUGCCACCGAGCUCCCGCCCCUCAGCCAAUCCCAGCGCGUGUCUCUGA
Molecule: messenger RNA, 413 nt
Organism: Neopelma chrysocephalum (saffron-crested tyrant-manakin)
Lineage: Eukaryota; Metazoa; Chordata; Aves; Passeriformes; Pipridae
Product: H-2 class II histocompatibility antigen, E-D beta chain-like
Exons: 2
Biological process (GO): immunoglobulin production involved in immunoglobulin-mediated immune response; immune response; positive regulation of T cell activation
Cellular component (GO): membrane; MHC class II protein complex
Molecular function (GO): MHC class II protein complex binding
Source: RefSeq, a predicted model, not a curated record